This is a messenger RNA of Ostrea edulis (European flat oyster), 285 nucleotides long. RefSeq lists its product as uncharacterized. The record is from RefSeq and is a predicted model, not a curated record. The transcript is spliced from 3 exons. The coding region runs from base 1 to 285 and encodes 94 amino acids. Lineage: Eukaryota; Metazoa; Mollusca; Bivalvia; Ostreida; Ostreidae.
AUGGAGAAACAGAUAAUUGAGAGGCGAGUAUACAAUGUCCAGGAACCGAAUCACCUUUGGCACAUUGACAAAAACCAUAAAUUAAUAAGAUGGAGUUUAAUAAUUGCUGGAGGAAUUGAUGGUUGUAGCCAUUUCUUGGUAAAAAAGAGAGACACCGGUCAUGGAAGCAUGAUAACGAGAAAACGUGUUCAUAACCAACGUAUUGAACGUUUGUGGAGGGACGUAUACACAGGUGUGUUGUGUGUUGACUACCAUUCUAUCACAUGGAGGAUGAAGGAAUCCUAG